AUGAGUAGUGCAACUACAAAUUCAUCUUCAGAAGAUUUACGUUCAGCUCGUCAAGAAUUAUGGUCAAAAAUACAAGAUAUUGAUGUACGUCUUAAACAAUCCUAUGUUCCACCCCAUUUUCGUAUAACAACGUCUUCAACAAAUAACCAACGAACAUUUUCAACAAAUGAUCAUCCAUCGUCAAAUGAUUCACCCAUAAAUGCCAAACGUUCUCGAGUAUCAUCAUCAUCCUAUGAUGAACAUAAUAAUACAUCUUUACCAGAAAAUAAUUUUGAUGAUUCAUCAAAAUCUCUUCAUUCAUCUAUUGUACCAACAAAUAAAAUCAUAAAAACAAAAGAUGAUCUUAUAUCGCUUGUUAAUCGUGAUCAAGAAUCAACUGGACGUAAUCGUCGUAUGUUCGGAGUUAUAUUAGGUACAUUAAAUAAAUUUAAAGCCGAAGCUAAUGCUUAUAAUGGACAAACACUUGGAAUAAAACGACAAGAAAUUGAAAAACGUUUAGAAGAAAAACAAGAAAAAGAACGUGAAGAUAAAAAACAUGAACGAACAGAAUUAUUAGCAAAUAAAAAAACUUGUCAACAACAAUUAAAAUUAGUUAAUAUUAAACUUGAAAUUAUGCAACGUAUAGCAACCUAUGAAAAAAAUCAUUUACCAUUAAGAAAUUUUAUUCGUACAAAAACUAAACCGUAUAUUUUCUAUUUACCAAAAGGUCCAAUUGAUGAUGUAUUAGAAAAAAAAUUUCAAGAAACUCAACUUGAUAUUGAUAAAGAAUUGGAAGAAUUUAAACGAGAUUGUCAACGUGAAUUGGAUCUACUCGAUGAUUCAACGAAUAUAAAUGAUGAUGAUGAUGAAAAUAUCAGUAAUAAAAAACGAAAAUUAAAUGAACAUCAUGAUUUAGAUGAUGAUGAUGAUGAUGAUACAUUAGCGGAUUUACCUGAUGAAAUAACUUUAUCAGCACCAGAAAUAAAAAGUGAAAUUGUUAAUACAACAACUAAUUCUAAUGUUGAACAAUCAAAUACUAAUAAUAGUACAAGUUUACCGAAAUCAGCGCGCACAGUUAUUUAUGAUGAAACAGAAACAACAAAUAAACAUGAUGAUCAAUCAAUGACUGAUGAUUAA
Adineta steineri is the source of this 1116-nucleotide messenger RNA. The record is from the annotation of a GenBank genome assembly. NCBI's taxonomy places the organism in Eukaryota, Metazoa, Rotifera, Eurotatoria, Adinetida, Adinetidae.